AUGAAGUUCUCAGCGACGAUCGUGCUUCUGGUGGUAGCGGUUUCCGCCACUCUGGCGGAGAUUACGCGUCCUGAAGAUAUCGAUUGGACACAGGUGCGUCCCGUACAGGAGAGCCCGCUAUUCAAGGCGAACCGAGCAGCUAGCUUUGGCGAGCGUUUCUGGACCAAUAUCGAUUCAGUGCAGUCAGUUCCACCACUCGUUCCGGGAGGUCGAAUCAACAAUGGCGUCGUUGUCGGUCCCACUGACGUGCCGUACAUUGGUGGAGUGCUCGUAUCCGUUGAACAAGGCACGUACUUCUGCGGUGGUGUGUUAGUAUCAAGAACGCACAUCCUCACUUCGGCCACGUGCGUAGAAGGACAUUCGUCGAUCACGGUGUUGCUUGGAGCGAGCGACAUCACCCGAGCCCAGGAAUUUAUCCUCGUCGAGCACGUGCGGGUUCAUCCGGACUUUAGCUCCUUUUUCCAGGCGAAUGAUCUGGCCAUCCUGACGCUUUCCCGUGCUCCAAGGUUCAAUGAUCAGAUUCAAAUGGCACGGCUUCCCGGUCGGUCCCAGGUCGGAGAGGCAUUCACCAACGCUUGGACUACGAUUAGCGGUUGGGGUGAAACAGCGUCCAACACGGGUGAGGCACUACCGCUGCAGGAACUGCGCUCCGUUCGCUCGCAAGUGAUCACCAACUUCAGCUGCACGAUCAGCUUCCCACUCUAUCUACGAUCGUCAAACAUCUGCACCUCAUCCGAUGGUGGAGCGCCGUGUGUGGGUGACGAAGGUGGCCCUGUGACGAUCCUGGAAGAAGACGGCCAAUCGACAGUGAUCGCCAUCCACUCGUACACGUAUUCGCGUGGGUGCACGCGCAGUUGGCCGGCGGUUCACACGCGGGUCACCGAUUACCUGAACUGGAUCGAGAUUUACACCGGGGCCAACAUCCGGGCAUAG
Molecule: messenger RNA, 933 nt
Organism: Anopheles nili
Lineage: Eukaryota; Metazoa; Arthropoda; Insecta; Diptera; Culicidae
Product: collagenase-like
Exons: 3
Coding region: 1-933 (310 amino acids)
Biological process (GO): proteolysis
Molecular function (GO): serine-type endopeptidase activity
Source: RefSeq, a predicted model, not a curated record